AUGAAUUCGCAAACAGAACAGAAAGUUGAUUCUUCUCAACUAGCCCGUCGUCGAAAAAUAUUUGGCACGUGCAAGGGUUGUUCUCAACCAAACACAAAUUUUAAUGAAUGCGAUGCGUGCGAAGCUUGGGUGAAACAACAACAAACAAAACUAUUGGAGUUACAAAACGAAAUAAAUGAUCGUAAGAAUCGUAUAAAUCAGCAAACUUGUAAUAAUUGUGAUCAGCCAAAACAUGUUCACCAUCACAUUGCUGCUUGUGGUGAAUGCGGUUAUCCAGAAAUGAAGAUUGAAGAUUUGUAUGAAUUUGCUAUCUGUUUUCUGCAGUGUCCAGAUUAUACUGAAGUGGUUGAAAGAAUAAGAUUGGAAUUGAAUGAAAUGAAAUACGAUGACCCUGAUUAUCGAAAGUUAGUAGACAUUAAGGAGCGCUACGAUAACCUCGUUCAACAACAACAGGAUGAGGAAGAUCAGUGGGUUACAGACGAAGAUGACGACGAAAAUGGUGAUUAUAAUGAAAUAUAUUAUGGAAAAUCAUUUGUAGAAAUGAGUCCAAAUGUUGAUCGAAAUAUUAAAAUGUCGCAAAUUGGUUUAAAUUCUUUGUUACGUUCUUCUGCCAUGAAAUCAAUUAACUAA
This is a messenger RNA of Cetraspora pellucida, 630 nucleotides long. The record is from the annotation of a GenBank genome assembly. NCBI's taxonomy places the organism in Eukaryota, Fungi, Glomeromycota, Glomeromycetes, Diversisporales, Gigasporaceae.